Micropterus salmoides (largemouth bass) is the source of this 1517-nucleotide messenger RNA. RefSeq names its product UPF0538 protein C2orf76 homolog. NCBI's taxonomy places the organism in Eukaryota, Metazoa, Chordata, Actinopteri, Centrarchiformes, Centrarchidae. The record is from RefSeq and is a predicted model, not a curated record. The coding region runs from base 122 to 499 and encodes 125 amino acids. The transcript is spliced from 5 exons.
GAAGAAGAAAAAGCUUCUGCUAAACAACUCAACACGCCAGCGUUUACAGGAAGAGCGACUAAACUCACGUUAUCAGAGUUAAAGGGGGCAGCGGGUCCAGCCGCGGGUCCAGCAGCAGGACAUGGCAGGUGCAGCCGUGGUCACUGUUCGCCUGGUCAGGUCCUUCGAGCACAGAAACUUUAAACCAGUGGUGUUUCACGGGGUCGACGUUGACCAAAAGGUACAUGACUUCAUUCAGCUCGUCAGGGACGAUAUUGCAACAAGACCAGGGCUUCCUCCUCCUUUCAAGAAAUAUGCUUAUGACACAAUGAAGAUUAUCCACCAAGCACACGGAGCAAAGACUAAUGAGUUGGUGAUGAGUUUAGAUGAUGAUGAAAAGUUAAUUCUGCAAGAUGGCCAAACCCUUAGAGCUGCUGGUGUUGCAAAUGAAACAGAAGUGGCCUUUUUCCGGAAAGAAGACUACGGUCUCUACAAAGCUAAUCCCAAAACUGCUUGGUGACCACAGUAUUUUAUUUUGCAGCAGAGCGGGUGAAGCAUGCCAGGAACAAAAGGAAAACAGAAUGGUGUCAUUAUGUUUAUACUGAAGAGUUUUAAAUUGUGUUUUGUUUUUUUUUAAACUAAAGCUUAUGAUCCACCACACUGGUAUGCUUUUUCAGUUCUGUUUUUCAUUCUUCCUUUUUUGGAUAUUUGUUUUCAAUAUUGUUUUAAAAUAUGGUGAAUAAAGUUUUUUUUGACAGCUGAAGCUUUGAUUGUGUGAUGUAGUUAAGUCAGUAUAGUUAUGAGACAGUAUAUGUUAAAAGUAUCCGGUUUAAUGAACAAAACUUAAAAAGAUUGUAAGCUGCAAAACAAACUAUGUAUGUACAAACUAUGUUUCCAAAAAAAGUUGGCAUGCCAUGUAAAAUGUGAAAGGAAACCAAAAUCAAUGUGAUGAUAUGCAAAAAAAAAAAAAAUGAAAUGUUUAAUUGAAAAUAACACAGAACACCUUUUUGUUUGAGCGUCAGCAGAUAAGGACUUUGGCAUCAGUAACUCAGUGGUUGUUUGUGCCAGGUCUCUCAAAUUUUGAUACAUACUAUCGAUAUCUGGUUUUUACAAAUACAACUCACUUGGACAACUACCACACAAUCACAGGAUAUGUGAGUUAGUAUCAAAUACAAAAGAGUUGCAUUGUUACAUCCUGGGGCGAUUUGGAUCACUAGCUGGGGAUGGCUGUAACAAUGAAAGGGAAUUUGCUAAAAUAAGAUCAAAUCUACGCUCCCUCAACAGUUAUGGAAAUAUACCUGACGCAUUCAGAGCUGUGUGUCGUCCACCAAUUGGCGCAUCGGACCACAAUGUUGUACAUUCGCUUCCAAAAUAUAAAGCCCAACAAGUGAGGUCAGUCACAGAGGAGAUCGAGAUUUGGAAUGAGGUUAUGAAAAUGAAGCAAAUGUAUUUUACUAGAAAUGUUAUCAAAACACAUUAAUGCUGAAACUAUCUUAAAAUAUUGCAUGUUGUACUGAGAAUAAAAGGAAUGUCAGCCA